AAUUGUGUAGAAUUUAGAAUACCCAGGAUUUCGGGAAUAAAAUAGCUAUGGUCGGAUAGAGGAGGUUCUGCAGAUCAAUAGUGUAAUCCUUUAAUUGAUGUUAAAUAAAUAUAAUUGAACAAUAAGUUAAUAUUAAAAAAAAUCCACACGAAUUAGUGAAGUGUUAGUGGAUAAAAAAAUGCGAAAUAUAAGUGUAAAAUUAAUUUUAAAUCGAAAAAUACGUUCUUCGAAUAGUGGUAAUUUUCAGCUUUAAACGCAAAUAUCUCGAAUAUUCCCGCGAGUAUAAGUAUAUAUACUCUUGAACUGAAGAACAUCCUCUGUAACUAAAAAUGUUCACUUGUUCGUUUAAGAUAUCUGUUCGUAUGCAGAAUAUCUAAAUUUGUUUAAAAUAAAAACAACAUUAGUGUUUCAUAAUGAAUAAAAGUGAACAUAGUUCGAAUAUGCAUAUACGCAUUUCUGCUCCGAAGCAUGAUUUUAAAAAUUAAAUUAAAAUUAAAAUAUCAUUAGUCAUCACCUUUUUUUAUGAUUUUUCAUGGAAUGAAUUUCGAUGACCUCGUGGAAGAAAAGGAUUCCGAAGUUGAAUGCUCACAACCGUUGAGCCCCCAUAGAGAUAAAGUGUUUAAAAAAAUAUCUUACAAUCUCGUUUGCGCUCCUCGAGUAGAACCAUCACAAAUUGUGGUACCGUCACCAUCUUCUGGCGGUCAUGCAGAUAUAAUACAGAAGCUGGAUGCCAUUGAGACCCGACUCACUGCCAUUAAAAAGUCCCUAACAGACAAAAUGCCAGAAAAGGCCGAGGUGCAGGCACAAAGCAAAUUAUUGCGCGAAUGCCGCGUCAUAGCGACAAAGAUGCAUCGUUCGAUUAUCCGCAUCACCCGUGACUUGGAGGACGAACACUACGUGGAGCUCGCUUCGAAACUGCCUAUGUCAUCGGAAGAGCACGUAUUAGUUUUAAGUUGUACGUAUUAGUUUUAAGUUGUAAAUAUUAGUUCUCAGUUGUACAUAUUAGCUUUACGUUGUAAAUAUUAGUUUUAAGUUGUAUAAAUUAGUUAUAAGUUGUACAUAUUAGUUUUAUGUUGUAAAUAUUAGUUUUAAGUUAAACAUAUAAAUUAGUUUUAAGUUGCUUAUAUUAGUUUGAAGUUGUAUA
Messenger RNA from Bactrocera tryoni, 1144 nucleotides. RefSeq lists its product as uncharacterized. Lineage: Eukaryota; Metazoa; Arthropoda; Insecta; Diptera; Tephritidae. The transcript is spliced from 4 exons. Bases 523 to 966 code for a protein of 147 amino acids. The record is from RefSeq and is a predicted model, not a curated record.